This is a messenger RNA of Sesamum indicum (sesame), 633 nucleotides long. RefSeq names its product histone H4. Lineage: Eukaryota; Viridiplantae; Streptophyta; Magnoliopsida; Lamiales; Pedaliaceae. Gene Ontology annotation, molecular function: protein heterodimerization activity; structural constituent of chromatin; DNA binding. Gene Ontology annotation, cellular component: nucleosome. The record is from RefSeq and is a predicted model, not a curated record.
AAAACUAUAAACCCUCCAAAUCGCGAAGUUCAAACCACCGCCAAAUCAAAUAUUUCCCUUUAUAUUAACUCGUACAGAAUUUCCCCAUUUCACCAACAAUUCCCACUACGAAUUCUUGCAGUUUCAGUCUCUCUGAGUGAAAAUGUCGGGCCGUGGGAAGGGAGGCAAGGGGCUGGGCAAGGGCGGAGCAAAGCGUCACCGUAAGGUGCUCCGGGACAACAUCCAGGGAAUCACGAAGCCGGCGAUCCGGCGUCUGGCGAGGAGAGGCGGAGUGAAGAGAAUCAGCGGUCUGAUAUACGAGGAGACGAGGGGUGUUCUGAAGAUAUUCCUCGAGAAUGUGAUCAGAGAUGCUGUGACCUACACCGAGCACGCUCGGCGCAAAACCGUCACCGCCAUGGACGUCGUCUAUGCUUUGAAGAGGCAGGGCCGCACCUUAUAUGGAUUUGGUGGUUGAUUUUGCAAUUUCUUUUAAUUUAUCUCUAAAUUUGGUUGUGUUAGGGGUUUUUCCUUUUGCUCUGUUUGUUGGUAGUUUGUGCAUGUUGGUGAAAAAUGUGUAUCUUAAUAGCUUUGAUUAGAACAUCUUUAUGUUGAUUUAUCAGUGCGUAAUCUUCGACAUCUUCUUUCUGUGUUUUA